AUGGGUUAUUUUGACUCAAUAACCUGGGGCUCCGGUGCUAUAGGCACUCUCCUGGCGCUUGUGAUUUCCAUCACGUCUAUCCUGGCGUUUGUGCGACAGUCUCAGCGCCGAAAAACAGCUCAAGGGCAAGAGGCUCAAAACAAUGCUCCAAUCAAGAAAGAAAUCAGCCGUCCCAAGUGUUGGAGAAUUCGUGGUGUACCCGUCACUUGGAGCAGGAAUGACCUUGCCCUCUAUCUAGAGGAGCAUUGUAGUACGGCGUCUAUUAUCAUCAAAUCUCUUGCCGUGGAGCUUGAGGGUAAUUCUUACACCGCAAUCGCAACAUGCAGGGGAGAUUUCCCCAGAGAGCUUCGCCUGCCAUUAGCGAACGAGACGGCGCGGCCAGAAUAUCUGACCUUUGACUCUCAUUUUCGAGGCAUAACAACACUCUACGCGCCAAAGAGAAGGGAGGUUAAAAUCAAUGUAAUCGCUAUGCAUGGCCUCGGUGGCCAUGCCUUUGGAUCAUUCAAGGAACGCGGCGGUGACCACAUGUGGCUUCUGGACUCGCUGCCCGAUGAUCUAAUCGAUCCGCAGACGACGCGUCCAAUGGCACGAAUUCUUGUUUAUGGCCAUGAGUCGGCUGUCGAGAAUAGCUCCCUUUUCCAAGACCUCGAGGAUGUUGCGCUUUCCUUUCGCGAAGCUCUGCUCCGACUGUCGUCAACGUUACCAGUCGCACCCAUAAUGCUGAUUGGCCAUAGCUUCGGCGGACUUAUAGCGAAACAGGCAUUAAUAUCCAUGCUCCCGUCUGCAACGGAUAAAUACAACAUGUACAAACCUAUCCUUAGAGCCAUGCGAGCUGUUGUAUUUUUCGCAGUUCCUCAUGACGGUAUGGAUAUUGAAGGACUAAGAGAAGCGGCCGGAAAUCGACUCAAUCGCUUCUUAAUCGAGACUCUCAGUGACAAAAACUCAUCAGUGUUGAGAAGACUGCGUCGGAACUUUGAUGGACUACUGGACAGGUUUGACAAGGUGGAUAUAUUCUGCUUUUAUGAAAUGUCGAUAUCGGCAACGCCGUUAAUGAAUGAAGGUAGCGGCAUGCGCAUGAACGGCCCCAAGAAGGUUCUUGUAAGCAAGACUUCUGCUAUUCAUAUUCGCACCUCAGACCACAGUGAUGAUUUUAUUUGCGGUAUAACUCGAGAUCAUUCACACAUUGUCAAAUUUGCACGUGGAGAUGAAGAAUACGAAAAAGUUCGAACCAGGCUACGACGAAUGGCGCAGAACAUUGUGUCUGCAAAAUUUACAACUGAUAGAGCAGAGCUUCAUGAAGCAGUACGCUCCAAUAACACGUCCGAGGCCACAAGACUGUUAGAUGACGGGGCAGCCAUCGACGUAAAGAAUGAUGAUAAUCUCACCCCGUUGCUCGUAGCAACAUUUUAUACACGCAGCAUACCUAUGAUGGAGUUGCUUUUGGACGAGGGUGCAGACAUCAACGCCGCUGACUAUCGAAACAGUGUCGCAAUGCAUGAGGCUGUUAAACGUCGUGACAAGGAGAUGAUCCGAGUACUCUUACAGCACUCACCGGAUCUAACAAUACGAGACUUUUGGGGGAAUAGCCCAUUCCAUCUAGGGGUAAAUGCACCACCAGAAGUAUUAGGCUUAAUACUUGAAAUGCAGCCGGACUCCGAUCGCGCGGAGAAUAUUGAGCACAGAACUGGGGAUAAUGGAACUACCAGUGCCCAAUGUACGCCUUUACAGCUGACAGCGUAUCGUGCAGAAUGGGAUCUUUCGGAGGAUAAAGACUUUGCCUUUGAAAAGGGCGCGCUAUGUGCGAGGCUUCUCUUAGAACAUGGCGCCCUUAUCAAUGCGUGCGGCUUAAAAGAUGGUCAGACGACACUGCACAAGGCAGUGGCAUCUGGAAAUAUGCCACUAACGACAGUAUUGUUGGAAUUUGGGGCAGAUCCGCACGUGGUGGACAACUCAGGACAUACGCCGACAAGCCAGCCUGACGUUGACGCGGAAAUAAAGUUACUGGUUGACGAAUACAGCGAGAACUUCGGGAUCAACUAA
[Torrubiella] hemipterigena is the source of this 2040-nucleotide messenger RNA. NCBI's taxonomy places the organism in Eukaryota, Fungi, Ascomycota, Sordariomycetes, Hypocreales, Clavicipitaceae. The record is from the annotation of a GenBank genome assembly.